AUGUCUAAAAUUAUUUAAUUGAAAAACUAAAAAUACUUUGAUAAAAUAAAAAUUUAUAGAAGCAUAUAUUUAGAAUUAUGUUAACAGCAACAAAACAUUUAAAGAGUGGAUGAUUAGAAUUAAAGUANAAGUGUUUUAUAGUAAAUCUAAAAUAAAUGUCUGUUUAAUUUUGAUUUAUUAAAUUUUUUCCCAUAGAGUAAUAACUUAUUUAGUUAUAAAUUUACAAGUACAGAAAAUGGAGAAGAAUCAUAUAAAGAUAAUUAGGGUUAAUGGGAACUUAAAAAAUCUUAAAAUGAUAUAGUUAAAAAGUAUAUUUUUAUUGUUUAUCCAAAAACAUAAAGAACUAUUGAAUUUAGAGAUAUUGUGAUAAAUUAAUAAGGAAAAAUAGAUGAAAAUAAUAAUGUCACAGUGAUCUAUCCUGAUUAGAAUCAUAAAUAUGAAGGUUAGAUAAAUAAUAGUUUUAAAUAUUUUGGUAAAGGAAAGUUAACAUAAAAUGGAAUUAUUAAAGAUGGAAUGUGGAGAGAUGGUCUACUUUAAGGGGAAGGAAAUAUUAUAGAAAAUGGUAAAGAAAUAUAUUUUGGAUUUUUUAAAGAUGGAUUAAAACAUGGAUAAGGAACAGAAUUAUUGAUUUCAGACUUUUAGUAUUAAAUUCUUUUAUUUUAGUUAUCAGGGUCAAUUUGAAAAAGAUGAAAAACAUGGUUAAGGUAAUAUUGUAAAAAAAGUGGGUGAUCAAUUUUUAACAAUUGAAGAAAAUGUUAAAUGGAAAAAUGGUUAAUCUUAAAAUGAUGUUUGCAAUAUAUAUUGA
Molecule: messenger RNA, 805 nt
Organism: Paramecium pentaurelia
Lineage: Eukaryota; Ciliophora; Oligohymenophorea; Peniculida; Parameciidae
Source: the annotation of a GenBank genome assembly